Molecule: messenger RNA, 6223 nt
Organism: Hyla sarda
Lineage: Eukaryota; Metazoa; Chordata; Amphibia; Anura; Hylidae
Gene: ZMYM4
Product: zinc finger MYM-type containing 4
Molecular function (GO): zinc ion binding
Source: RefSeq, a predicted model, not a curated record
UAGGACAUUUUCUAUUCCCCUCUAAUUGCUAUGGAACUGUCUUGACCCGCCCACCUCUCACCCCCCCUGCGGAGUGUUGCAUUUGGACGGGUCCGGGGCCGACAUGGCGGAGCGGCGGGAUACAGAACCCGGGUUGGCCGGGGGAUUGAAGUAUGGAUGCCAACAUUAAUAAAGAAAAGCCGGUGGUUUUAGAAAACUCUUACAAGAAGCAGACUGCAAAGGUACCAGAGGAAUCUCUAUUGGAUGAGAAUUAUUUCAUGAACUCAGAGGUGCUGAAGGGAAUUCAAGAUAUUAUUGGUGACGAUGAGCGGGAUUAUUUGCUGACGGUCAGCAAUUCCUCCACACUACACCCUCUACAGAGUAUGGAAAAAGAGAGGACUACUACAGAGCACAAAACAGAAGGUGAAAGGGAAAUUUCUAUCAGUAACUUGAGACUAACAGAUUUCCUCCCUCAGCUAAGCAAAGAGUCAAUGCUACAAACAAUCCGAAAAAAUUUAAGUGUAUCCAGAGAAAGAGCGGCCAAGCAAUCAGGCCGGGCAGGGAUAUUCCAAGACACGUUUUCUAGAGAAUCAGAUUGCAGCUUAAAAGAAAGUUUUGACAGGAACCAAGUUCAAAUGGAGGAAUCCUCGCGAGGACAGUUGGCGGCACAAGCCCCAGACAGUAAUUUUAGGGAACCUGGUUACAGCUUCAGUAGUAAGUCACCAAUGGGUGAAAAUUUAGGAAACUCGUAUACUCCAAGUGUAAGAAUAAAGGAGGAGCCAAUGGACGAAGAUUAUGAUAGGGCACUGGCACCUCCAGCCAGCUUUGUAGACAAAGUCAAAGAUGAACCAGACAACUCUGAGGAAUAUACUCAGCAACCAAAAACCUCUGAAGGGGAACUUAAAAUCAGUGCAGUGUUUUCAGUCAGCGGCAGUCCUUUAGCUCCCCAGCUCUCCAGUGGAUUGCAAGCACCUCUGAGUUCCCCAGGAGCAAGCAAACCUAUCCCAGCAGUUCCUGCUGUCCCUGCACCAUCUGUCAGAGUGUCCUGUUCAGGCUGCAAAAAGAUUCUCCAGAAGGGACAGACUGCAUACCAGCGUAAGGGAUCUACACAGCUCUUCUGUUCCACCCUUUGCCUUACUGGCUACACGGCACCUCCUGUCCCCAGGCCAAGUCCGGCUGCCAAGAAAACCUGCUCCAGCUGCUCAAAAAUUAUUGCAGACCCCAAGGAUGUUAUUACAGCCCAGUUUGACAAUCCUAGUGGCAGUAAGGACUUCUGCAGUCAAGCCUGUCUGUCGUCCUAUGAGUUAAAGAGGAAGGCUACAGUUACAAUUCACACCAAUAGCAUUUCUACGAAGUGCAGCGUAUGUUUGAAAAAUGCAGUGAUCCGACAUGAAGUAAACUACCAGAAUGUGGUUCACAAGCUCUGCAGCGAUGUCUGCUUUUCCAAAUUUCGCUCUGCCAACAACCUGACUAUGAACUGUUGUGAAAAUUGUGGGGGAUACUGCUAUAGUGGCUCUGGACAGUGUCACUUGCUCAACAUUGAUGGUCAGUGCAAAAAGUUCUGCAGUUCCUCUUGUGUGACCGCCUUCAAACAGAAAUCUGCUAAGAUCACUCCAUGUGCACUAUGUAAAACAUUACGUUCAUCAGCAGAAAUGAUAGAGAACACCAACAGUGCGGGCCGCAUUGAGCUGUAUUGCUCUGUAAAUUGUUUGUCUGCCUACAGAGUCCAGAGUGUCACAUCAUCAGGCAUACAGAUCCAGUGUAACAGCUGUAAAAUGAUGGCUGUGCCUCAGUAUCAUUUGGCAAUGUCUGAUGGGAGCAUCCGAAAUUUCUGCACCUACAACUGUGUGGUAUCCUUUCAGAACCUAUUCAGCAAGCCUCAAGCUGGCAUGAAUUCUUCUGUAGUCCCCCUGUCCCAAGGCCAAGUGAUUAUGAGCGUCAAUGCUGGGACCGCAACGCAAGCUGGGAAUAGCACACCAUCUGUGGUCUCAGCUACAUCAACGGCCUCCACUUCUACUGUUAGCAGUUCGGCAGCUGUUGGUCUGCAGAGACUAGCUGCAGCACAAUCACAAUCCCAAUCCCAGCAACAAAACACCUUUUCACGUCUUUCUGUGAAGCUGAGGUGCCUGCAGUGCAGCCGACUAUUUGCCAAUAAGCCUGAACUUUUGGAUUACAAGAGUAAAAUGCAUCAGUUUUGUGGCAAAGCAUGCUGUGAUGAGUACAAAAAAAUUAACUUGGUUAUGGCCAUGUGCGAGUACUGCAAGAUAGAGAAGACUAUCAAGGAGGUUGUACGUUUCUCAGGUGCUGAGAAGGUAUUCUGCAGUGAAGGUUGCAAGCUUCUAUAUAAACAUGACCUUUCAAAGAAGUGGGGCAAUUACUGCAAAAUGUGUAGCUAUUGCUGCCAGACCUCUUCUAAGUUAGUGCGGAACCAUUUUGGAGGAAAGUUGGAGGAGUUUUGCGGGGAAGAGUGCAUGUCAAAAUAUACAGUGUUAUUUUACCAGAUGGGAAAAUGUGAAAGCUGCAAACGACAAGGCAAGCUCAGUGAGUCUCUGAAAUGGAGAGGGGAGAUGAAACACUUCUGUAAUCUGAUGUGUGUACUAGUCUUCUGCAGUCAGCAAAGCACAGCGGAGCCUUCACCAGUCAAUAAUACAGCAUCUAAUGUUCCCAUGGUCCAAGCAGUACCAGCCUCCACUGGCUCCUCUGGAGCUAAAGAUUCUACUCCAGUUAUUGCCAAUGUAGUAUCCCUUGCAAGUGCUCCUGCUGCACAACCCACUGCAAACUCCAAUAAUGUCUUACAAGGUGCUGUCCCAACAGUAACACCAAAGAUAAUUGGAGAUGCCAGCACUCAGACGGAUGCCCUGAAACUUCCUCCCUCGCAGCCCCCACGCCUCCUGAAGAAUAAGGCCCUGCUCUGCAAGCCUAUCACACAAACUAAAGCAACCUCGUGCAAACCUCACACACAACACAAGGAGUGUCAAACAGAACACGAUGGGAAGCCACAGAUCUUGGUGCUACCUGUACCCGUGCCUGUGUUUAUUCCUGUACCCAUGCACUUGUACACUCAGUUUGCUCCGGUCCCACUAAGUGUACCACUCCCGGUCCCUGUCCCAGUGCUGAUUCCUACCACUCUUGACAAUGCUGACAAGAUUAUAGAUGCAAUUGAGGAUCUCAAGGAAAAAGUCCCAUCUGAUCCCUUUGAGGCAGAUAUCCUUCAAAUGGCAGAAAUGAUUGCUGAAGAUGAGGAAAAAGAGAAAACACUAUCUCAUGGAGAUCAGGGCAGCACUUACAGUGGAGACCUGGAAUCUGAAGCUGUUUCUACACCACACAGUUGGGAGGAUGAAUUAAACCACUACACCCUUAGAUCCAACAAUCUGCAAGAACCAGACACAGAAAUCCAACAGCUUUCCAGAGUGGGAAUUGAGCAAGAUCUGGAAUUAGACUUCCCAACAGAAGCUUUUGAUCCAUUAAGUAAAGGUUCAAGUUUCUUUGGUCGCCCUCGAGGAAGACGAAAACAACGUGAUGGCUUCCCGCAGCCGAAACGCCGGGGCCGCAAAAAGUCAGUAGUAGCUGUGGAGCCACGAAACCUUAUGCAGGGUACUUACCCGGGAUGUUCUGCAUUAGGUUCCACAUUAAAAUACAUGUAUGGGGUAAAUGCUUGGAAGAAUUGGGUACGAUGGAAAAAUUCACAAGAAGAACCAGAAGACAUAAAUUUUGGAGGUACAUUUUAUAUGUAACAGAACCCUUAAAACAUGUUGUUUGCUUAUAUUAUUGCUAAACCUUGUUGUCUCGUAGUGCGACCUGUAAAGCUGAAAGAAGAUAUUUUAUCAUGCACCUUUGCUGAACUUAGUUAUGGCCUGUGUCAGUUUAUUCAGGAAGUACGUCGGCCAAAUGGAGAAAUAUACAGUGCAGAUAGCAUCCUCUACCUGUGCCUUGGAGUUCAACAGUAUCUUUUUGAGAAUGGAAGGAUAGAUAAUAUUUUUACAGAACCCUAUUCCAGAUUUAUGGUGGAACUAACAAAGCUAUUGAAGAGCUGGCACCCGCCAGUAUUACCCAAUGGUUUCAUGUUUUCAAGGAUUGAAGAGGAACAUUUAUGGGAGUGCAAGCAGCUGGGUGCCUACUCCCCUAGUAUUCUUCUCAAUACCCUGCUUUUCUUCACCACCAAAUUCUUCCAACUGAAGACUGUGACUGAGCACCAGCAACUUUCCUUUGCCUAUGUCAUGAGACGUACAAAAACUCUAAAAUACAACACCAAGACAACAUAUCUGCGUUUUAUGCCUCCUUUUCCGAAGCCAGAACUGGAGCAUGAAAAAGCAUUAGGCGGGAAGAGGAAGAGAUUAGAGGACGAAGAUGGACAAUUUGUCAUGGAAAUGGCUGAAAACACAGACAACCCACUCAGGUGCCCAGUCAGGCUGUACGAAUUUUAUUUGUCCAAAUGUUCUGAAAGUGUGAAGCAGCGGAGUGAUGUAUUCUACCUUCAGCCAGAACGUUCUUGUGUACCCAAUAGCCCUAUGUGGUUUUCCACAAUGCCUAUUGACCCUGGCACAUUGGACAGCAUGCUGACUCGUCUUCUCAUGGUUCGAGAAGUUCAUGAAGAGCUGACCAAAGUAAAAGAUGACUCAGAAGGAGAGCUGUCUGAUUAAAGUGACACAAGAUGCCCUACUUUAGAAACCACAGACAGUAAAAAAAAAAAAAAUGGGGCAAGCGCUAAACUGUGAAUAUAACAUUUUUUCACUUUGGACUUGUGUGCACUGCCCUCCUUUUGCCCCUUGAGCCCAUCCUCAUGUAUAAAUGGACAAAGGAUGUCUUGAACUGCUGGGACUGAUGGGAACAUAUACUAUACAGUCCAGGAUUUCUAUGGCUGAAUAAUGGGCCCAGAGAUGAGCAAAUGACUCUUAUAAUCAUUCACCUAAAAUUAGGUGCUAGACCCACAAUAGAAACUGUUAUAUCUUUUUAACUGGAGAAAAGGGGAGAUUAGCUCUUUCUACUGUGUAACUGUCUGAUAAUGCUAUGUAGGAAACAGCAGAAAGGGUUUACAAAAAAAGUCUCUUCUAUGCUUGUGUUGAACGACACUUAGAAUGGGUGCAUUAAGGUGCCACCUACCUUAUAUUACUGAAAGUAUGUAUAAACAAUGUUAAAGGCCCCUUUGACCUUCUUUAUUCCACUCGGAACAAAACGUUACAUUAAAAGGAACUUAUGAAGGCUCCAGUGAACCAUUCACCACAUUGCAGUUCUUCCUUUCUUACACUAGCCAAAGCAGGCCACAUAGCACUAACUAUAGAUGAAUUCACAGAAACCAGGGGUCUAUUUUUCUUUUAGACCAGAUUAGACCACAAUAGCAGUACCACGGCUAACAUAUAGGCACAGGGCACUUGUGUGUAUUUCAGCCCAGAGGCACUUAUUUGGGUAGUUAAAAUCCUUUAAGACUCAUUUUGGAAUAAUUUUUCCAUAAUGUACGGCACUGAAAGUUUUUAUAUACACACACACAGUUGCGGAGUUAGCAAAGUGCGGCAAAUGUCAGCUCAAAGGUUUCUAUAAACAGUAGUGUGCAGUCCCACUAGUUACUGCUGCAUAAAUAGGGUCAAGUAAAAUCCUAUAAUGUUUUUCAUUUUCAACAUGAAGACGGUUUGAGUAGCGCUGUAAUAAUGAAUCCUGCAGUUAACAUACAUCUAGUGUUGACGUUACUGUUAGAGUGAAAUACCACCAUAGCAGUUUAUUUUUAUGUCUUGUGGUCUGCUUUCCAAACAAAAUGAAGUAAUCUUCCAUCAGAAAAAAUGAGAAAGGAACCUUACUGUAACACUUUAGUGUAACACCUCUAGACCUUUUGAUCCAGUGAAGAAAAAAUAACAACCUAGACUUGGAUCUGUUUUGUAGGAUUGAAGGAAAAAACAUGGACUUUAUAAUGUUUAUAAAUAACAAGAAAAUGUCACCCCCUCCCCCCUAAGACAGGUCACUAAAGAUUAAUAUGUGGCUGGGGUAAAGCAAGAACUCUGUAUGUUACUGUUAAUUCAUUACACUCUUUUCUAUCAGAGGGGACCCAGACAUGUUUUUAGUGUUUUAUGUUCAUAUCCCCUUGUAUUUUAAAGGGUAGUAAUGAUUCUCAUUUUCUCUUUUUUUAUUUUUCCCUUGUUUUAGCAGUUACAGUUUAAUAUUAAAAACAAAGUAGUCCCAUUUUGUGUAUUUGUUCUUAUCCUGCUUGUACAAUAAAUCACUGAUUUGUGUUUUUAAUGUUCAGUGAUUUGUGUGG